CACCAACCCAUGUGACGUGCGACGUUCUCCAUGGCCACAGGCCUAACAAACUAAUCCUGCAGGAGCAGGUCAGUGAACGCUGCUGAUUAAAGAGAUGCCGAUUAAAAAAGGAAAAAAGGGAAAGAAAGGAAAAGGAAAGGGAAAGAAAGAUGGCAAACUAGAGUCAAAACGAGAUAAGGAGUCUGAUACAGAGAGGGCAAAAGCAAACGCGGCUCUGUGGGAGGCCAGGUGUGAUCUGACGGAGAGCUCGCGCGUGGAGUACCGAGAAACCGCGCGAAGACUGAGCAAACUCAACCAGCAGCUCACAGAUCUGCAGCACAGCACUGAGAAGAGCAGCAUCGAGAUCAUCGCUGUUCUGAGGAACAAAGACCUGCAGAACGAGCAGAAGAUAAUGGCACUGGAACAACAAAUACAGCUUGAGAAAACAAGGGCCUCUCAGGAAAAAGAGAACUUGGCCACUCAGUACACACUAAAGAUCAGUGAGCUGGAGGAGAAGUUUAACAAGAGAUCUAGCGAGUUCAACAUAAUUCAAGAGGAGCUUAAGAUCAUCAAUGACUUCCUUAAGAAGAAGCCCCAAAUGGAGCAAGAACUUAAACAUAUGAAAGAAACAAUGGACAAUGCAGAUCUAGAACACAAGAAAACACUUGCAAGAAUGGAGCAAAAGUUCUUCAAUAAUAAGGUUCAUCUAGAGAAGGAAGCUGAGCAAAAGAUUGCUGUGCUUGCAGAAAGAGCUCACAAUGAAGCCAUCAUACAGCUGGAUGACUCAUCUCGCUCCAUCUUCAAGGAGAAUGUGCGACUUAAUAAGGCAUUGGGUUACCACAUCAAAGAGGUGGAGGAUCUGCGGAAGAGAAAUGCAGCGCUGGCAGAAGAGAACAACAUCCUCAGUCUGCAUAAGGAGAUGAGUCUGGACACCUCAAAUGGCACCAUAUCUAAGCUUACAGCCCAGCGGAGCUCAGUUUCUGGGCUGAGGGCCAAGGUGUUCAUGCUGGAGCAGGCCCUGGCCAGCAGGGUGGCUGAGUUUGAGUGGGAGAAGGCUGACAUCAAGGAGCGUGCUGCAGUCAGGACUCAGGCCAGCGGCGUAGAGCUGGACAAACUGCAGAAGCUCCUGAGCGUACGGGACAGGGAGCUGAGCCGAGUGAAGAGAAUAGCCCGCAGUAUAGUGGAGCAGCGCUCAGACAUGGAGAUCCUGUUCUAUGAGGCUCUGAACCACGUCAAGCAGGAGAUGCUAAUGCACAGACAGGAAGCAGAAGUAAAUCAUAGCAGGCGGAUGGAUGAGUUCCUAUCAGGCAGAAGGGAGAACGCUCACAUUCACACCAUCAACAAAACACCCCACAGCACUUCCAUUGAUAUGAACAAGACUGAAAAAGGCAAUCUGAAGAAAGCAAAAGUGAACAUAUCAGAGAUGACCUGGGAGCAAAGAGAGAGAGUUCUCAGAGUGCUCUUUGCUAAAAUGAAUAAACUAAAAUCAAAGAAACCAAUUCAUGCUCCAGCUCUGACGGAUUCAGAUGGGAACCAGUGUAGCAGCAGUCCAGGGAAUGAAGAGGAAGAAUCCCAUGCAAGCUUUUUAACCCAAGUACCAGUUUCCAGUAUGAGCUCCAGUGGAAACUGCAGUGCUCUGCCAGACCUGUAGAUCAUCUGACCUCAUCACAGAUAAGAGAGCCAAAUAAUGUCAAAGUAUAAGUUAAAUAUUACAUAUCAGCUAUAAAAAAACUGGAAGUGUUCAUGAAUGUCUAAACUAAAAAUUAAAAGAAGCCACAAAAAAAAAA
This is a messenger RNA of Cyprinus carpio (common carp), 1766 nucleotides long. Its product is annotated as basal body-orientation factor 1-like. Lineage: Eukaryota; Metazoa; Chordata; Actinopteri; Cypriniformes; Cyprinidae. The record is from RefSeq and is a predicted model, not a curated record.